AUGUCGACCCUCAACGAAAUCACGUCCGACGCCGAGUUCUCGACAUUCAUUUCCUCCCUCCCAUCUUCGGCACUGGCAGUCCUCUACUUCCAUGCACCAUGGGCUGCUCCCUGCGCCCAAAUGCGCGCCGUUCUAACCGCCCUCGCCUCCCAAUACCCCGUCACCACCCCGCCCUCGAUCUCCUUCGUGAGCAUCAACGCAGAAGAGCUCCCUGACAUCUCAGAAGACUACGAUGUCACCGCCGUUCCCUACGUCGUCCUGCUUCGUGACGGCAAGAUCCUCGAAUCCAUAAGUGGCGGCGAGGCAGUCAAGGUGCGCGACGCGGUGGAGCGCCAUGCCGGUGCCGCCUCGGGAACCGGCGCAGGCGCCAACAAGGCCGCUAUCCCCCCGCCGCUGACGGCUGUCCCGCGCGAGAACGUGCCUUCGACGGCUACGCAGGCGCCCGCCCCGUCGGCGCAGCAGCUGUCGCCUGAGGAGUCCAAGGAGGCGUUGUUUGCCCGCUUGGCGGAGCUGGUGAAGGCGGCGCCGGUUAUGCUAUUCAUGAAGGGAACCCCGAGUGCGCCGGAGUGCGGUUUCAGUCGACAGCUCGUGGCGAUUCUCCGGGAGCGGAGCGUUAAGUAUGGAUUCUUCAAUAUUCUGGCCGAUGAGGAUGUUAGACAGGGUUUGAAAGAGUUUGCGGAUUGGCCGACAUUUCCUCAGCUCUGGGUUGGGGGAGAAUUGGUUGGUGGAUUGGAUAUUGUCAAGGAAGAGAUCAGCAACGACCCUGAUUUCCUCGGCGCGUACUCAGUCAACAAGACCUCCACUGCGGCUUGA
Messenger RNA from Aspergillus clavatus NRRL 1, 813 nucleotides. Its product is annotated as PICOT family protein. The transcript has 2 exons. Gene Ontology annotation, molecular function: 2 iron, 2 sulfur cluster binding. The coding region runs from base 1 to 813 and encodes 270 amino acids. The record is from RefSeq and is a predicted model, not a curated record. Lineage: Eukaryota; Fungi; Ascomycota; Eurotiomycetes; Eurotiales; Aspergillaceae.